Saprolegnia diclina VS20 is the source of this 4323-nucleotide messenger RNA. RefSeq lists its product as hypothetical. The record is from RefSeq and is a predicted model, not a curated record. Gene Ontology annotation, cellular component: membrane. The transcript is spliced from 18 exons. NCBI's taxonomy places the organism in Eukaryota, Oomycota, Saprolegniomycetes, Saprolegniales, Saprolegniaceae. Gene Ontology annotation, molecular function: protein binding; monoatomic ion channel activity. The coding region runs from base 49 to 4317 and encodes 1422 amino acids. Gene Ontology annotation, biological process: calcium ion import across plasma membrane.
CAGAAAUCAGUCACAACGCAUAACCGCCCCGUGUAUUCCUGCCGAGCGAUGCCAGCGCGCUGGGUGUGGCGACGCCAGCGACUCCUCGUUGCACCAUGCUUACCCGAACGAGAGCCCAGUGAUAAGUCUUCGAUUGCUGAAGACCUCGACGAUGUGGGAGCAUCGUCAUUCGCACACCAGAUGGUCCCGCCACAGCGAUCAACCGUCGGUGAUAGCGCAGCUCAUGACGCUGGUGUCGAUCGAAAGACAAACUUGUUCCUGACGUGUAUGGAGCUACGGACACCAGAUUUUAUGAACGCUCUGGUCGUUGCCACGAGGCAGGAUCGACCGGCGAUCCUGGAGCGCCUCACAGUCAACACCCCGUCGCUGAUCCCAGCGCUGGGCGACGCAGAAGAAGCGAAUUCCCUCCAACCCAGCUCUCUCUUGCACUACGCGGCAGAGUCGAGUGCGCAUGCCGUGAUGCCGUGGCUCUUGACGCAGUCCGUCCCCGUUGGCAGCCGCAACCACCGCGGCGAGACGCCAUUGCACGCGGCCAGUCGGGUUGGCAAUGUCCGAGGACUGGCAAUGCUGCUGCGAGCCGGUGCAGACGUUCACGCCACCAACGACAACGGCGACUCGGCGCUGCAUAUCGUCCUCAAGUCUCUGCAUGAAGGAGGCGGCAGAGCCCAAGUGCUAGAACGCCUUCUCAUUCUCAAUGUGGCCUUGGAUGCAGAAAACAUGGUGGGCCAGCGACCGGCCGACCUCACGGACGACCCAACGACCCUUGAGCGCCUCGCAAAGGAAGCCGACUUUCGAGUGCAGUUCCCACUGCAUCGCAUUGCCCGUGCUAACGACGUGUCGGGCUUUGACGCGUGGCUAACCGACACACUCGCUUGUGCAACUCUGGAUUCAGGCGCUCGGAUUGAGAGAGCAAUCUCGUGUAUUGACAUGGACGGCAAGACGGUGGUGCUGCACGCUAUUGAAGCCUUGGAUCCGUACGCAACCGACCAAGUCCUAGCGCGACUCAUGCCCUACUGCACAUUGGAGUGCUUGCUGCUGCAGGACAAGACAGGGCGAAGUGCAGAAGAAUACCUCUUGGAGAAAGAUGUCAUGUGCAAGGGCGACGUUACGAACGCGGCGCUGAUCGCCGCUGUCGACGCUGUAUGCCGCAAGACAAAACGUGCGCUGAAUUUUGGCCACAAUAUCAAGCGGCUUCAGUAUGGGACCCCGCCACUCGUGUGCUGUGGUGCCUGCACGGGGGUACGCCAGUCCGCUCAUUCGACGUCUACCUUGGCACAACUCGCUGCCGACGAAAAGUGGAUCGAGCUCGAGGGUCGCUUAGAAGCUGGCACGAACGUAGACGACCUCAACGACUACGAUACCAAGGGCUACACUGUCCUGCACCAUUGCUGUGCCAAAAGAAACCUCCCGAAUCUAAAGCUCUUGCUCAAGCUACCGGGAUUACAUAUCGACUGCACAACACGCGACGGCGGCAAGACGGCCUUGGCGAUGGCUGAAGCUCAAAACGAGGACGACUAUGUUGAGCGUUUGCUUCAAGCCGGUGCCCACCACGGCUUUCUCGAGCCAUUCUCAGCGAAGCGCGUCCUCGAGAUUCACAAGCGCGGCAGCGAAUGCGAAUACCUCCGUUGCAACUGCUGGGAAAUGGCUGCACGCUACCCCGCCUUCUAUCUCGCACGAGUCCUCAGCGUGGACGACAUGAAGAAGCACUUGCAGUAUAAUGACACGCCACUGCACGUCGCGGCACGAAAAUCAUUGCCCAUCGCCGUCUUCAAGACACUCCUUGCCCGAGACGACAUCGACGUCGAUGGCGUCACAACGGAGGACGAGACGGCACUGAUGAUCGUGGCAGGCAACGGAAAGCUCGAGCACGUGGAGCUGCUGCUAAACCAUGGAGCCAACAUCGAUCUCGCCGACUUUAGACACCGCACAGCGAUUGUACGCGCAGGUCGCAAGGGCCAUCGUGCGGUUGUUGAGCGCCUCUUGGAGCUCUUUGCCGACAUGCCCGCUGUCAAGGGGCAUCGCGCGUAUUUUGGCGACGAAAUCCACACGCUUUUGGAGAAGGAGCUGGUGUUGCGUGACAACUCACCUGCCUAUCGGGAGCACCUUGCGCAACGUCUCGUGACCAAGACGACGUACGAGGUGUUCUCAAAGCACGGGUUUUCAGAAGCCAUUGCGUGCAGCCCCGCCAUCGCCACCGCGUUUCUCGACGACUGCAUCUGCAUGAGUCGCCACGAUGCAACGUUCACCAAUCUCGACCUCGUGUACGGUCUUGACUGCCGAUCCAGCGCCCUUUACACCGUUCUCAAUCUGAACCUCAAGGACCCGGACGAGAUGUUUGCGGCUCAAAAGGCAUGUCUUGAGCAUGUCGUCUUUCGCCGGCUCCUCGAGAUCAAGUGGGAACUCUUUGGCCGGCGCAUGUAUGUCGAGCGACUGCUGAUGCACAUUUUGUUGCUGGUGACGAUGACGAUCUCGUCCAUUCUCUUUGGUGACGUGCCGCCGUCGUCCACAAGCUUCGGUAUCGGUCUCACGACAGCUCUUUUGGCCGUUGUCGGGCUUGUUGCUGCACAGGGUCUCCGGCCACGGCGGUUUGCUCGACUCAGGGCCAAAAUGCCGUCCGAUCGCCACGUACGAUGGUGCCUCGUGGGGUGGACUAUAGCUGUCACGGCAACGUUGACCGCCCUCUUCGUACACUUUGCUGACGAGCUUCACAUCGACGCGUGGUUUGCUCGUUUCAACAAUGCUGUGCUUGCCGCUACAACCGUGUACUUUAUCGUCAACGAAGUAUACGAGAUCAAGGCUGUCGGUCGCAUCAAGUACAUCUCGUCGUCCAUGAACGUGGUGCAGCUGGUUGCUUAUGGCCUCAUUCUCGGCGUCUUUGUGGCGAUGAAGCUCGGCUGGCUGCCAGCCUCAACUCAAGUCCAAGUUGGCUUUGGCGCGCUGCUCGCGUUGGUGCUUUGGGUCUUUUCGCUGCAGUUCUUAGAGGUCGUCUCAUCGGCCAGCUACCUUCUCCCGAUGAUGGCGCACCUCUUUGGGGACAUUUGGAAUUUUUUCCUCAUUUUUGGCAUUUUCCAAAUUGGUUUGACGCUCAUCUUCUACCAGCUCUUUGUGCUCAAGCCCGACGCCGCGUUCAGCUCUCUGGGUCAGUCGUUCAUGUCGACGUAUUUUGUGACAUUUGGCCAAGUCCCUCUGAGCUCGCUCGAUACGUUUACCAACACUGCGGACGUCUCGGGAUCAUACGACACCUUGUACAUUGGCACAGCAAUUCUCAUGAUGGCGCACUCGGCCAUUAUGGUCGUCGUUUUGCUCAACGUGCUUCUGGCGAUGAUGAACCAGACGGUCGAAGGUAGCUUGGCGAACGCCAAGGCCCAAGCGUUGAUCAGCUACGCGCAAUCCAUUUUGCGACUCGAAGGCGCCAUGAACCUCAGCGAGAAAGAAACGAUGGAGCUCAUGCACCUCGUGGACGACCGAGGCAAGCGCAUACUGCAUCCGAUAUUCACCACGAGUGUCCCCAAGGCGUCGCUGGGAAUUGUACCGGAGCAAGCGGAUGCUUUGAUGCAAAAUACGAGCCACCGAGUAUCCUGGAUCGAGCACAUGGAUGCUCUAGACAAGGUCGUCGAGAGUCAGAUGGCGUUUGUCCGCAAUAGCUUGGAGCACGUUGGUCAUUUUACCGAUUUGGACGUGUCCGCGGUAUUUGGCGGCGAGCUAAACGUCCUCGCAUCCAAGCAAAAGACCGUGAAGGAGGCGAUAGAGUUGGCGCGUCGCAGCCGCGGUCAGUUCAAAGAGCACGUGCUCGGCAAUCUCAACGACCGUGUCUCCAAGCAGCUCCGGUUGUGCAAGGCGCAGAUCGCGAAUCUCUGGCGGCGCAUUGACGAGACCGAGCCACUGAGCGACCACGACCAGUGUAUGCUCCUCUUUCAGCUCAACCAACGCGUGGCUAUUGACGUACAUCUGACGACCAUGACGGACGCCAUGACACGUGCGAUCGCCGAUGUAGCCAAAGUGGAGCUAUCCACGCCAGGCGAUGAUGACGCUGAGGCAACGUCAGCAAGGUUCGCAUAUACGCCGACAGCACCCGACCCUUUGACAAACGAGGUGGCACGACUGCAGCAAGAAUUGUCAACGCUCAAGGAAACGACGGAAAAGGAAAUCGCAGAGCUCACGACUCGCGAGGAGAUGAAGGUAGCAGCGGUCGCGGUCGCCAAGGACAAGGAAAUGGCAGAGCUCCGUGCAGAAAACAAGGCGAUUGCCGCCAAGCUGGACACGAUUCUAGCGCUGCUGGCACGAAACACACCUACCACAAAUGUACUGGACCCUUGAUCGCAA